Racocetra persica is the source of this 260-nucleotide messenger RNA. NCBI's taxonomy places the organism in Eukaryota, Fungi, Glomeromycota, Glomeromycetes, Diversisporales, Gigasporaceae. The record is from the annotation of a GenBank genome assembly.
CCAGUCCAAGAGUUACAAGCACUGUAGAAAAUCUUUUCAUAAUUUUUUUGACUGGUUUAAUUGGUGGUAUACUUUUGAAACGAAUCUUUAUAACAAACACCCGAACUGAUAGAACGUCCUCUAUUGACUAUAUUUUAUCCUCUCAAGAAGUAAAGAAAAGAAUCUUUGAGAUGUAUGCUUUUGAAGCACAUAAUUAUAGUCACGAAUUCAUUUUAAAGGAUAUUAAUAACCAUCUUCCUUUAAAUUCAAGACAAAUCUGA